This is a messenger RNA of Paramisgurnus dabryanus, 1723 nucleotides long. RefSeq lists its product as uncharacterized. NCBI's taxonomy places the organism in Eukaryota, Metazoa, Chordata, Actinopteri, Cypriniformes, Cobitidae. Gene Ontology annotation, molecular function: arylformamidase activity. The record is from RefSeq and is a predicted model, not a curated record.
GCGCAUGCUACAGGAAGUCUGCGUGCUGUACACAGGACAGUUUGCAUGCGCAGAUCUUGGGACACAGUACUGCAGGUGAUCUGUACUCUUCGCAUCACCGAUAUUCUGAACAACUUUCAUUUGGUAUUGAAUCUGACCACCAGCAGUUGGCACAAUAAUAAUGAUUGGGUUAAAGUGCUACUUCUCUCUUCCUGUGGCAGCGGGGGCUUUAUUUGUGGUACUCCCUUACAGUAUAUCUCUGGUUGCCCAAUGGCUUUAUGGCUGGCCCAAUAAACCUGGGUACCAAAAAUACAUAGAGGCUCUCAAACCAAGGCGCAUAUACUGUUUGACAAGAGCCGUGCUUGAGAUGCUGAAGUAUCUGCAGUAUGGGAAACUGUAUUUUCAGUGGAAAUUGUGGUACAAAAAUGACAAAAAUAACAAGCACUAUGUGAAAGGCAUCACCUUUGGUCGCAGAGGUAACAAACUAGAUUUAUACUAUUCACCAAAUGUGGGCCGUUCUGAUGCUGGUCCUGUACCGGUGGUUAUAUUUGUGUACGGAGGUGCCUGGGGCUCAGGAGACAGAUCCAUUUAUUGUCUUUUAGCUCUACAAAUGGCUAAAGAGCUUAAUGCCUCUGUAAUUUGUCCAGAUUAUUCUAUAUAUCCAAAGGGAAAUGUUUUAAAUAUGGUUCAAGAUAUUAGUGACAGUUUGCUGUGGGUGAGAGAAAGGGGCCAAACUUUCAAUCUUGACAAAGACAACAUAGUUUUAAUGGGUCAUUCUGCAGGGGCUCAUCUGUGUGCCCUUACAACACUGUUUUUAUUAAAUGGUGAAAAAGAGCUGUUCAUUGAGAAUCACAAACAGAGAGAACUUACAUCUGCCAUUAAAGGACUCAUCGGUCUAAGUGGAGUGUACAAUAUAAUGGAUCAUUAUAAACACGAGAAAAUGCGGGGUGUUGAGUACGUGUCAACUAUGCACAAAGCUAUGGAUGGGAUGGAGAACUUUGAGUAUUACUCACCGACAUCAUUACUCGAGAAAUUGAAUGAGGAUCAGUUGAAACGAGUUCCUCCAGUGACAUUACUUCAUGGAAGCAGUGACAUCAUAGUUCCAGUGGAGUCAUCAGUGAGAUUUUCUGAGCUCCUCACAUCUCUUUCUGUUAGGAUGUCUUGUUAUCUAAUACCUAAAAUGAACCAUACCGAGAUGGUCACUGACCUUAUGGCACCAGACAGGCACUUUUACCACACUGUUUAUGGCUGUAUUAAACAGGAAUACAGUAAAUUUUAGAGUUAUGUGUCAUUAAGUCAUGAAAUUACUAAUAGUUAAAGCAACACUAUGUAGUUUUUUACCUUUAAAUAAUGUCUCUAAAAUUAUUUCAGUGAUAGAACAACUUUCAACUGGACAAAUUGUUCUGUUGCUGCAACCUGAGCAGCCUCCUAGCUGCUACAAGCACACUCUAAAAGUGACAGCUGAGGGUAGAUCACACGGCCCUGCCCCUCCCUCUGCCUGCAGAAAAGUGUCUGAUACCAGGCACUGUUGCGCUUUUCAACCACAUGGGGGAGCUGUAAGUCAUUUUUACAUGGAAACUACAUAGUGUUGCUUUAGUGUUAUUUUAAAGUUUACAUUUAAAUGUUUAAUUUUCUGUUCACUAAUGUCACGGUAUGCCUCAUUUACAACGUAUGUUUAAUAUGUUGGUGAAAACAUGUUAGUUAUGUGCUUGUUGUCUGUCUAAUAAAUUCUACUUAAAAAUCA